Molecule: messenger RNA, 1128 nt
Organism: Eutrema salsugineum
Lineage: Eukaryota; Viridiplantae; Streptophyta; Magnoliopsida; Brassicales; Brassicaceae
Product: putative F-box protein At1g50870
Exons: 2
Coding region: 1-1128 (375 amino acids)
Molecular function (GO): protein binding
Source: RefSeq, a predicted model, not a curated record
AUGGAUGAAGAAGAUCAGAAAGAGAAGAUCCAGAGGGCAACACAUGAUGAUGAUGAUGAUGAUAGAUCUCAAACCGACCAUAUUCCUCUUGAUCUAACCUUGGAAAUACUCUCAAGACUUCCUGCGAAAUCGAUCUUGAAAUCUCGGUGUGUGUCCAAGCUCUGGUCUUCUUUCACCAAACUUCCGAGUUUUAUCAGCAAUUUCGCGUCUCGCUCCUCUUCACGGCCACCAAGACUUCUAGUCACAUUAUCAACAGAAUCAAAUGAUUUCGUUUUCUCGUUUCCACAACACCAAAAUCCCGACGGGUCUUAUCCUCAAGUCUACAGUGAGAGCGUCCAGGGCUUGUUCUUAUUACAAGGAUUCAAGAUUAGGAACCCAAGCUUGAGACGGCUUUGGACCUUACCACAUCCCACACCAAACAUCCCGAGUCAUGAUAACUGGAUGUCUUAUUUAGGGUUCGAUCCAUUGGAGGGUAAACACAAAGUACUAUGCGUAUCGCAUAAAGAGUCCCAACAGCCUCGUGUUAUUACAUUGGGAGCUCAAGAUCAAUCUUGGAGAAUAAUAACCAAAGGUGUCCCUAGGCAUUGCCCCAUUAGUGGAGACCAUGGGCGAUGCUUCAAUGGUAUUCUGUAUUAUAUAGCUCGUCUCGUUGGUGUCAACGAUCAUCCUAUAAUAAUGAGUUUCGAUGUCAAAUCUGAAAAGUUUUUCAAACCGAUAAAGUAUCCCACGACUUAUACUCGUUUGAGCUUGGUUCCCUGUGUGAUGCCUUAUGAGGGACGGCUUGCCUUAGUUGAAUAUAGCAUUAAUAUUGAUCUCUAUGUUUCGAAAGAUGCAAAUGGAGACGAAUGGACAUGUAAACGGUUUAUUCGUUUACCUCCUAGUAGAGAACGGGGAGUAUAUCUAUAUUUCAAGGGCAUUACUGAUGCUGGUGAGCUUGUUUUUGCACCGUGUCGUGUGUUUGAAUCGUUUUAUGUUCUAUAUUUCAAUCCUAGGAGAAACAGUAUCAGAGAAGCCUUGUUUGAAAGAAUUGUGGGCAAGGAGUUUAGACAACGUUACGGGCUUUCUAAGAAAUAUACAUUCAAGACGACUGUUUUCCCAAAUCACAUCGAGAGUCUUGUGUCUUUAUAA